This is a messenger RNA of Globicephala melas (long-finned pilot whale), 1039 nucleotides long. RefSeq names its product ANTXR like (gene ANTXRL). Gene Ontology annotation, molecular function: transmembrane signaling receptor activity. Gene Ontology annotation, cellular component: plasma membrane; cell surface. The record is from RefSeq and is a predicted model, not a curated record. NCBI's taxonomy places the organism in Eukaryota, Metazoa, Chordata, Mammalia, Artiodactyla, Delphinidae.
UCCAUCUUUGUGGCGCACUGAGAAACUUCCAGACUUCACUGGAGCUGAUCCUCGGCCUCUCAGCCUUUCCUGAGCCUCCUCAGUUCUGAAAUGGCAGCAUUGUGCCAAAUAAUGCCCUAAACUGCGCAUUUCCCUCAUCACCUACUCAUCAUACGGCAGCAUUGUCCUGAAGCUCACCUCAAACAGAAAUGAGAUAAAACAUGGUCUUAAAAGACUUCGGGAUGUAGUGCCCUCAGGACCCAGAAACAUGCAGGCAGGAUUGAGAAAGGCAAAUGAGCAGAUUUCGAGAGUUUUCUACAAUAACAAGAAAGCUACCAGCCUAGUCUAUGCUCUGACCGCUGGACCACUGCUGCCAUCGACAUUACGGAAUGCUAAGAAUGAAGUCAGCAGGCUUCGGAAUAUGAAGACCAAGGUUUACUGCCUGGGUGUAAAAGACUAUCAGAGAGACCAGCUGAUUCAAAUUGUAGAAGGAAAGACCCACAUGUAUGAUGUGCCCAAAUCCAGUGAUGAGGAAGGCUUUAUUGUAUCGCUCGUGGGAAAUUCCUGUAAGGAAGUUAUGGGUGGGAAAACAUUCUAUGCCUGUGUAAGAGAAUCCUACCAACUUGGGUUUUAUGCACAUGGCCUAAAUCCAGACAGAAUGAAAGACUACACUUGCAGAUAUAAGUUGGGCAAAACCGAAGUCUUCACUAAACCACCUGACUCAGUGACUGGAGAAAAAAUAAUUUGCCCAGGACAUAUUUUUCUUAAGGCUGGACAGAUGGUCGUUGUUGAUUACUCUCUGGACCUGGGCAAUACCUGGAGUGAGAGAAGAUUGAAUAUCACCAGCAAGGACUGUCAGGAGACUGUGGAGCCCCCAGCUGUCCCAACUACAACCAGAGUGACCACAGUGCCUACCACUGUCAGGACAAGGAGGACGACAACAAGGAGGAUGACAACGAAGACCACAGUGCCUACCACUGUCAGGACCAGGAGGACGACAACGAUGACAACGAAGACCACAGUGCCUACCACUGUCAUACCAGGAGGACGACAACAAUGA